ACAUGUUGAAUCACAUAGAAGGUGGUGUUGAGAAGGCUUGGUAUGUGUGAAGCAGCGAUAAGAAGUGAGCAGCUUCUUAUCCACGCGCUAGACACUCAAGCCCGAUCCAGAGUAUUUCGCAAUCGCACUUACGUUGUGUGUGAUUGCAUCUGACCUUCUUAAAAUCAUUCGAACUAACUCUGAUUCGCCUUCCUGAAGAUAGAAGGGCUUCCGUCGCCUCCUUCCCCCUCCCCCGUAGCCAAAAACACCCAUUAAGGAAACAGGAGCAUCCCGGCGAGAAAAAAAAAAAAAAGGCUCAGAUAACGAAAUAUUCACCAGUAUCGUAUACGGUGGAGUAACCAAACCCCGAGGUACCUCGAAUCCACCCCCACACGUACUCAAUAAUGGACAGUGGGUCUGAGAAUGUGGAACCACCAUCAAGUGCUGCUGGAACCAUUACCGGAUUCGGAAACGAUUCCAACCUCACUAUCCCGGUCUGUCGCGCAGAACAGCACUAAAUGUAACAGAAGAACAGAGACAAUUGCACGAUGACGCAUAAGCACCAUGUUUUCUUUUCUGAUUCGAGGGCGCAAGUUUCGACAAAUCGAGAAAUAUAGGCAACUCCUCUUGCUCCGAUAGAGGCGACCAUAUCCUCGUCUGCGGUGUCAGUCGAGGGAAGGAUAAAUACCAACCCAUUCGACAUCUUGCUCGUAAUUCUUUACCAUCUUACCAUACAGUGCCUACGUUCUUCCCCUCUAUGUUUCAUUUUUUGAGAGACUUGAACUAAAUAUUGUCGCCAUGUUUCACCCCCUCGACCCCCUCGACCCAACCGAACUGCGCACCGUCUCACAGGCCGUACGAGCCUACCAUGCCCCGACUCCGGUUCGAUUCAAGGUUAUAGACCUGCUCGAAACCCCAAAGACUACCCUCCUUGCAUACUUGCGUGACAACACGCGAAGUGUCCCGGCGCCGCCUCGCAAAGGAUACACCUACUACCAUAAGCAAGGAAGCCAGACGCUGCGGAAAGCGAAGAUCAAUAUCACCACCGGCAAGGUGGAAGAGGACACAGAGUAUCCGGAUAUUCAAGGGCCGGCGGAUAUCGAUGAGAUAGAGCGGCUUCUGGAUGUCUGUAGUAGGAAUGCUGAGGUCGCGAAAGAGGUUGAGAAGUUGAAGUUACCGGAGAGUGCCACUGUUAUCAAUGAUCCAUGGCUUUAUGGAACGGACAAUGCAAAUGAGCGCCGUCGUCUAUACCAGUGCUAUAUGUAUAUGGUGCUGAACGAUGACCCCGAAGCGAAUCACUAUUCCCUCCCUCUCCCACUUGCCCCCAUAUUCGACGCUCAUACUCUCGAGCUGCUUGAAAUCGAGAAACUUCCGCUGGGUGUCGGUGCCGAGCUAGAAUCCGAAACUCAGCCAUGGGACCCUGCCAUCCCCGUCGAAUAUAGCCAGACACUGCUAGGAAAAGAGUACUUCCGAAAAGACGUCAAGCCUCUUCAGGUCGUUCAACCGGAGGGUCCGUCGUUCAAAAUCGACGUCCGCCACAUCAGCUGGCAAAAGUGGUCGUUCCAUAUGGGCUGGACGGUGCGUGAGGGGCCAAUUCUGAACAAUGUCUACUAUGACGGACGGUCGCUAUUCCAUCGGGUCUCCAUGAGCGAGAUGACCGUGCCAUAUGGUGAUCCUCGCUCUCCGUACCAUCGCAAACAGGCCUUCGAUCUAGGUGAUUCCGGUUUCGGUAUCACGUCCAACACGUUGACCCUGGGCUGUGAUUGUCUCGGACACAUUGCCUAUUUCGACGGCAUUCGGACCACCGGGGCCGGAGAGCCAUUGGUGAUGAAGAAUGUGAUUUGCGUGCACGAGGUGGACGAUGGAGUUUGGAAGCAUACCAACAUCCGGAACGGGCAGGCUUCUAUGGUGCGCAACAGACAGCUUGUGAUCCAGUGUACGGCCACCGUGAUGAAUUACGAAUACAUCCUCGCCUUCAUCCUGGACCAAGCGGCCAAUCUACAUAUCGAUGUGAAGGCGACCGGCAUUGUGUCGACCAUGCCGAUUAGCAAGAAGACCCUAUCGCCAUGGGGAACGGUCGUGGCUCCGGGAGUGCUCGCCGUGAACCAUCAGCACUUGUUCAGUGUGCGAGUCGACCCCGCCUUGGACGGCGUGCGAAACACAAUCGUGUAUGAUGACAUUAUUCCUGUACGAGGUGAACCCGAUUUGGAUCCUUUUGGCUGCGCGUUCCGAGUGAAUACCACGCCCAUCAAGCGACCGGGCGGGUAUGAUCUGGACCUGACCAAGUCCAGGACUUAUCGAAUUAUUAACCCCGACCACAUCAAUUCCGUGUCUGGCAAGCCAGUCGGCUAUAAGCUGCAUGCCCUGCCGAGCCAGAUGCUGAUGAUGGGACCCGAGACGUUCAAUUACAAACGUGGUCUGUUCUCAAGCAAGCCCAUCUGGGUGACCUCGUACAAAGAGGGCGAGCUAUGGGCUGCUGGAGAGUUCACUAACCAAAGCCGAGAGGACACUGGAUUAGGAGUUUGGGCGCAGAGAAAUGAGAACGUCGAGAAUGAAGACCUCGUGUUGUGGCAUACAUUUGGGGUGACCCACGUAACGCGACCAGAAGACUUCCCGGUGAUGCCAGUCGAGAAGAUGUCGAUUUCUUUGAAGCCAACCAGCUUCUUUGAACUGAACCCUGCCAACGAUGCUCCCCGUUCAAGCCAGAGUCAGAAUCAAUCCACCUUGGUCGAACAUUCCAGUGUUGCUCCGGACUCGUGUGGCAAGUGCAGUCUUUAG
This is a messenger RNA of Aspergillus melleus, 2757 nucleotides long. Its product is annotated as cytochrome c oxidase subunit 1. The coding region runs from base 778 to 2757 and encodes 659 amino acids. Gene Ontology annotation, molecular function: primary methylamine oxidase activity; copper ion binding; quinone binding. NCBI's taxonomy places the organism in Eukaryota, Fungi, Ascomycota, Eurotiomycetes, Eurotiales, Aspergillaceae. The transcript has 3 exons. The record is from RefSeq and is a predicted model, not a curated record. Gene Ontology annotation, biological process: amine metabolic process.